UUCUCUUAAGGUUAUUGUAUCGAGUAUUAAUACAAGUGAAUAGUACUUUAUGGGAGCUCUGAUUUUAGACUAGGUUAAAUCUAUAUAUUAAAUGAAAAAUUUGUGGACCCUGGGCCCAGUUCUCUUGAUUCCCUUGCUGAGACCUUUUUCCUCCUAAAUAUUCAAGCAAACAACCUCUCUAUUUUAAGUAGGCAUGGUCCUGGGUUAUGUGAAUCCAUUUGUCCACGAGUGGAAGACUCAAACAGUGAUCACUCCACAGUAAUAUACCAUUUUACAUCUCUCAGCUCACAGGACUUGGUCUUCUUGGUGUGGGGAUUUGGGCACGUGUACAGUUCAGUGAUUACAUGAAGUUAUCAAGCCAUGAUUACUCCACAGCCUGCUAUGUUCUGAUAGGUGCUGGAGUUGUUGUCAUAAUCAUUGGUUUCAUUGGUUGCUGUGGAGCUCUAAAAGAACAUUCAUGCAUGCUGAAAACAUUUGCAGUGAUUCUUGGCUUUCUCUUCCUGGUUGAGCUUGGGGGUUCCAUCACUGGUUAUGUUUUCAGACACAAGAUUAAGAGUGGGUUUAGUGAGGGUCUGAAUAAUGCUCUGAAUGACUACAGACAGGAUGGUUUUAAACAGGCUUGGGAUGGACUACAGUCAACACUUGAAUGUUGUGGAAGUAAGAACUAUACAGACUGGUUUUACAAGGAAUGGACUACAGAUGAAUUGGGGAAUAAUUCAGUGCCACAAUCUUGCUGUGUUAAAAGUGAAGCUAACUGUAACAUUAAUGUCACAGAACAUCCUAACACAAUCUAUGCAAAGGGCUGUUAUGAUGCUGCCGUCACUUUCUUUGAAGACAAAUUAUUAAUCAUUGGAGGUGUGGCUUUGGGCAUUGCAGUAUUUCAGCUUAUUGGUGUAGCAUUUUCUUGUUGUUUGGCAAGCAGUCUCCAACAUUCAAGUAAAUAUGAACUAGUUUAGAGGCAGCACAUGACAUGGUCAACAAGCUACCUUCAUAUUUUAUGCCGACUGGCAAAUGGACUGCACUGCACAACUUCUGCUUCUUUGUGAUUUACCACAUGCCAUUGUUGGAUCACUGUGUAAUGAAUCAUACCUCUCUGACAGAUUUUAAACUUCCUGUCAAGUAACUCUGAAAGAAAUGUUGUAAUUAUACUUCUGAAUUUAAUAAUGAACUAGAAAUUUCCUCUAUAAUUAUUGUUUAUUAAUAUGUCAGCAUGCCUGUUCCAUUUGUGACACUAUAAUAAUUAUUUUUCUUUCAGUUAUGUUGAAUGGUAUGUGGUGAGACCUUUUUGUAUGACCAAAACCAAUUGAAAUAACUUUGUAAAGCAUGCUCAGUAUAUUAUAAAACUUAAUUACAUGAAAUCUUUUAGUAUUUUGUGUGCUCCGUUACAAUGGUUCAUGUAAGUGACAUAUUGACAACUGCAGAGUCAUUGAGGGUUCAGUUGCAUGCCUUAUCCUUAGUUUGUUCUUGGUAAUAAGAUUUCUGACAUUAUGUCUUCAUAAUUAUUUUAUCUUUGUAAUAUUCCCAGCACAAAAUUUAAAUAAAUGGUUUAUACCAUAAUUAUUUGCUUUAGUGCCAUAUCCUUUUAAUACAUGUAACUCAAAAGUGCACCUCAAUUAAUUCCCCCUGUGCAAAGGUGUUUUAAUUUGUAAUAAGUACCACCUGUUCCUGAUUGAUUUAAAGCUCUAAACUAGGAAAAGGCACUAAUAAUGUUUAUAGGUCAGGGAAGGGAAGUGCUUAUAACAGAAAUUUAGUUACAUUAAAGAUUUAAGACACGAGAGAUCAUUCCAGUUAUGUGCAGGACUUAAUCAGUUGGGAAAAUAAAGCCUAAAAAAUCACUUUUGAUUGGGAUCCCAUAGAUUUAUCAAGUGUCAUGGCUGUUUAAUGGAAUUUUCAUGUUAUCUGUAAAAGAUCUCUUCUGAAUAGAAACAAAAGAAAAUUAAAACCCAUUAAUCAAAUUCAUGGCAGUACAGUUUCAAACUGUUGAACUACAGAAAUACAAAAUGGAAAGUUGUCUUUAAACCUAUUUAGCCAAUACAGACAGCCUGGAAAAUUUCCAUAUGAAUACAUUUCACCAGUUUUUAGCCCAAGCUGUUUCAGCCAAAAUUGCUUUUAAAGUUCCAGAAAGAACCAAUAGUAAAUUAAUAAUGGCAUUACUAUAAUUUUGCUUUUAUCAUACUAUAACAAAAUUCUUACCAGGUAGCCAGACAGUCAGUCAAUCAACUUUAUUAAUCAAAGGUAAAAGGAUCUCGAUCAGGAUCUCAAUUGCGGCUGCACCACUCAUAAUCACAGCUUUGCUACAAAACAAAACCCUCUGGCACCCAGGGUAAAGGUACCCCCACAACUUGACCAUUUUGCAAGCUUUCAUCUUUCAUCACCUCCAAGCAGAUCACACAAACAUAUUUCAAUUUCAAUUCAAAAACGUUUCAUGAAAAAACUUGCUUUUAGAGAAAGUUAUGAGGAGAAAAUAAUUCUUUGCAUAAAUUAUUUCUGAUCAAUAGCUGUCAACAGUUUGUCAACAUUAAUAAAUGCUGCAUUAAAAGGUA
Molecule: messenger RNA, 2543 nt
Organism: Orbicella faveolata
Lineage: Eukaryota; Metazoa; Cnidaria; Anthozoa; Scleractinia; Merulinidae
Product: tetraspanin-7-like
Cellular component (GO): plasma membrane
Source: RefSeq, a predicted model, not a curated record